Molecule: messenger RNA, 1742 nt
Organism: Sinocyclocheilus rhinocerous
Lineage: Eukaryota; Metazoa; Chordata; Actinopteri; Cypriniformes; Cyprinidae
Product: lens fiber major intrinsic protein-like
Exons: 1
Coding region: 507-884 (125 amino acids)
Biological process (GO): water transport; transmembrane transport
Cellular component (GO): plasma membrane
Molecular function (GO): water transmembrane transporter activity; channel activity
Source: RefSeq, a predicted model, not a curated record
UGGUCCGUCAGACCAGCUCUACUAGGUGUGGGCAGGAUAUGCUCAGUAACCUCUCUGUGCCGCUCAUAUAGAAUUAGCCCUGUAGAUUUAGCCUUUAGCAUCGAUGUUCAGGUCUCUCUGACAAAACCCUCCAAAUCUUCUGCGCGUGCACACACACAACCACACACACCUCAUGUUUCUUUAGCAGUCUGGGUGUUGUGCAGGCGAAGAGAAACAUCGCUGGCAGAGACGACCUGUGUGCGGCUACAUGUGUGACUGUUUACUCGCGGCUUCCCACACGGCCUUAGCUAACGGCUAGUUCUAUUAAGCGGACUUUCAUCACUCUUUUCGCCCUCGAUUGAUUUGUUUUUUUGCGGCAGCUUCAGAUCAACUAGUUAAGGAUUUAACUUUUUGUGUACUUGUUAAAAAGGACACUUUUAUUUUUUUCCUCAAAGACACUUCCUUUAGCCACUUUUGCUAACUCUAAAUAAGCUUCGGUUUUUUAUUUUAGCUGGAUCUCAUAAAUCAUGAUGUGGGAGUUCCGCUCUAUGAUGUUCUGGCGGGCGGUGUUCGCCGAGUUUUUCGGCACCAUGUUCUUCGUUUUCUUCGGGAUGGGCGCAGCGCUACGCUGGACCUCCGGGCCGUACCAUGUCUUCCACACCGCCCUCUGCUUCGGUUUCGCUGCUGCCACGCUCAUCCAAUCCAUCGGCCACAUCAGUGGAGGACACAUCAAUCCGGCCGUCACCUUCGCCUGCUUAGUCGGCUCUCAGAUGUCCUUUUUGUUUCCCCGUAUGCGGGGUCUCUCCGAGCGGCUAGCCACUCUCAAGGGCAGCCGAUCCCCAGAGGACGAGAACCAGCAGGAGACCCGCGGGGAGCCCAUCGAGCUGAAGACUCAAACCCUAUAAACCUGCUAAGAACCUGUGGACCGAAAUCUGGCUCUACCUCACUGGACCAUCUCGCCUCCUCAAGAAACAGUGAAUACGCCUCAGUUAAUAAAAUCCCGCGCUGAGGGUCGCAUAUCCUCGCUAAAAUCAUUAAGGGAGAUGAAUUGAGUACACUAUUUUGUUUAGUAUUCUAGGUUUGUUGCUGAUAUUAAUGCAGGGCAGGGGGCGGAGCUGAGGCAGGGUUAGGGUGGAUGUGGGCGGGGCUAGAGCUGUUUAUUUAGGCAUGCUUUUCACUUUUCAUCUGACUUCACUUUCACAAUUCAUUCUCAGUUUCGUUUUCUACAACACCAUGUGGAUGUAUGCAACUUAACCAGGGUUUCACACUUUUUACUUUUAAUUUCACGUGGGUGUGCAAGUGAGUGCAAAUGUGUGGGUAAUUUUGUGUGUGUGAGGGAGAACGUGCCCAGGUAUGUACGUGUGUUUAGCUUGUGUAUGAUGAUCAAGUGUAUGUGCGAGUGUGUCUGUCAGCUGAGCAAUUAUUUUGGGGUUUUAUCAUUACAGCUCACUCGUGUUUGUACCAUGCUUAUGGUUUUCUUUCUUUCUUAUUUUUACGGGACUCGAAGACACCCCAAACUGUAUUGUUUGCAAUGAUAUUCCAUUCACUUUGAUGUUCACACAAACCACCCGUGGACUGAGCUGUUUUAAACACAGCCGGUCUUUGCCGCCAGUCUUUGCAAUUACUUCUCAAGUUUACAGUGUCUGUGUUGCCUUUCAUUAACUCUUGUUUGAGGAUAACAUCCAAGACUGGGCAAAAAAAAGCAAUAUGAAUCAUAUCUGAAUGCAAAUAAAUACAUGAAAAAGAAAGAGUGUUUGUAUAUA